AUGCAGGAGAAGAGAAAGGAUCCGAAGAAUCGAGAAAAGGAGAACCAACAAAAAUCACAAUACAUGCAGGAAAGGAGAAAGGAUCCGAAGAAUCGUGAAAAGGAGAACCAACAAAAAUCUCAGCACAUGCAGGAAAAGAGAAAGGAUCCGAUAUUGCGAGGAAAAGAAAACCAGAAGAACAAAGUUCAAAUGCAGAAUCAACUUCUACCAGAUCAUCUACCCGGUGCAGCUGCGGCACCACGAGAAGAUGGGCAUCUCAACGCGAGAGGUCGGCGCCAAGUAUCCACAACCACGAGGACGUUCGAGGACGGGAAACAUUUUCAUCGAACAUCACUUUUGAUAAAAGCUUUUAAUCAUAAAUUUCGGUUAGAUUUGGAAUUAAAUACACAAUUACUAGCUCCUAAUAUUGUACAGAAACACUAUCUCCCUAGCGGGUUCGCGCAAGAUUCACAUCGAGAAAUUGAGCACUGCUACUACCACGGUACGGUGAAGGACUACCCGGGAGCUAGUGCCGCCUUCCACACCUGCAACGGCGUCAGCGGUGUGAUACACGUCGGGAACGAAACGUUUGUUAUACAUCCAUUUUACGGGGGCGAUCUAUCGAAACAUCCACAUGUUAUCUUCGAGGCACGUACAAAAUCAAACAAGGGCUGUGCUAAUUCCGGCAACCUGGAGUGGCGGACGCGGAACGUCCGCCGCCAGCAGCAGGCCGGCCACCACUCGGGCCUGGUGGAGUCCCGGGACGCGAACGGUGCCGGGCGGUACCGGCGGGACGUCCGCGACGCCACCAAGUACAUCGAAACGGCGCUCAUCAUCGACAAGGCGAUGUUCCAGAAGCGCAACGGCAGCACCCGGGCCGAGGUCGUGCACGACGCCAUCCAGGUGGCCAACAUCGCCGAUCUGUACUUUCGUACGCUCAACACGCGCGUAUCGGUUGUGUAUAUAGAGACGUGGCAGGGCCAGAACCAGGCCAAGAUCGACGGUGGCCAGGAUAUUAGUAAAGCAAUAUCUAAUUUUAAUGAUUAUACAGCUAGGAAUUUAUUUAAAAUAGAUAAGGACACGACGCAGCUCCUAACGGGCGAAACGUACGCGGGCGGUGAAGCCGGCAUGUCCGUGCCGGAAACCGUCUGCACGCCCAAGGCCGUAGGCAUUAGUGUAGAUAUCAAUACGUACGAGCCGCAUCUGCUCGCGGGGACGAUGGCGCACAUGAUCGGCCACAACAUCGGCAUGGGUCACGACGAUAACCGUGACGAGUGCAUUUGUCGUGACUGGCACGGCUGUAUAAUGUCCCAGUCAAUUGUCGGCCUGGAGAACGUCCAGCCGUAUAAAUUCUCCGAAUGCAGUCGAUUGGAUUAUAUUGAUGCACUGCGGAUCGGGCACGGUCUCUGUUUAUUGAAUAAACCAAACGAGGUAAGGUUCGGACAUUCAUGCCAAACAGCUGGGUUUUUUUUUGUUGCUUCUCAGGGUGGAUAAUAGG
This is a messenger RNA of Culex quinquefasciatus (southern house mosquito), 1477 nucleotides long. RefSeq names its product disintegrin and metalloproteinase domain-containing protein 12. Gene Ontology annotation, biological process: membrane protein ectodomain proteolysis. The record is from RefSeq and is a predicted model, not a curated record. The coding region runs from base 1 to 1473 and encodes 490 amino acids. The transcript is spliced from 10 exons. NCBI's taxonomy places the organism in Eukaryota, Metazoa, Arthropoda, Insecta, Diptera, Culicidae. Gene Ontology annotation, molecular function: metalloendopeptidase activity.